ACAAAACAAUAUGGCUGCCGGUUCAGACAAGAAAUUGAAGAUCGGUCAAAAUUAUAGGAAAAUUAUGUUUUUUAUUUCAAAAAUCGAUUAAAUGAAGACUCUGAAUUAAAAUGUGGGAGAAAUAUAUUUUGUAUGAAAAAUAUAACAUUCAGAGUUUUUGAUAUUAUUUAUAAUAAUAAUAAUAUUGCAAAUGAUAACAUAGAACCAGCUGAUUGCUAUGAAUCAAAUCAGAAGCAGCAACAUAAUGGUACAUAACCUCCAAUUUUGUUUGUACGUUCUGAAUGAAAGAAAUAUCUGAGUUUUAAUACUUGAAUAGGAAUUAUUUCAAUAUUUAAAUAUCUCAUGAGAUAAUAAUUUUCAAUCUUCAUAGCCUUGAAUCUAUUUUGUUAUAAUAAUGAGUCUAUAUAGAAUAUUUUUAAAAUUGAGGUCUCCUUUAGCAGAGGCUAAUUCAUGGACCCCAAUGGUUCUCUAUUCAUCAAAAUCUCAUCCUGAUAUGCCAAAGAAUUUACUAGAAGACUUUUACAACGGUCAUCUUCAAAAGGAGUUUGGUAAUAUCUAUGAUAAAAAGCCGUUCAAAGUGUUUUUGGACGAGAAAAAGACAUAUCUAUGGUGCACUUGUGGGCAAAGCAAAAAUCAGCCUUUCUGUGACGGAACACACAAGAGUCCUUACCUCAAGAUCAAAUUACGCCCAGUAAAGUUCGCCGUAGAAAAAAGUCAAGAUUAUUGGUUAUGUAAUUGCAAACAAACGCUCAACCGCCCAUUCUGCGAUGGAACUCACAAAAAAGAAGAAAUACAAUCGAAAUAUCUCUAAACGUCUACUUGUCAAAUGUGUGUAAUGUAUAAAAAUAUUAGUGUUAUUAGUUGAAUAAAAUAUCAUUAAAUGAAAUAAAUGAAAUGUUUCUGUUUAAAA
Molecule: messenger RNA, 910 nt
Organism: Nilaparvata lugens (brown planthopper)
Lineage: Eukaryota; Metazoa; Arthropoda; Insecta; Hemiptera; Delphacidae
Product: CDGSH iron-sulfur domain-containing protein 3, mitochondrial
Exons: 3
Coding region: 395-811 (138 amino acids)
Cellular component (GO): intracellular membrane-bounded organelle
Molecular function (GO): 2 iron, 2 sulfur cluster binding
Source: RefSeq, a predicted model, not a curated record